AUGGUAUGCGCUAUGGUUUCGUGACUUUUACAACGGCUAGUAGUGCCUAUGAUGCUGUCGAGAGAGCCUCCAGAGACCCUCGAUUAGCAGACUACAAUGUAGCAUUUGGAGGACGACGUCAGUUCUGCGAUUCUAGUUACGCGGAUUUAGAUGGUGUAGCUGUGCUGAGCUACCAGAACGACGAAUUCAGGAAAAUGGUACCCGGAGUACGUUGGUAUCAAGUAGUCCAAUAUGCGGAACUGGUGGAAGUAUCGGAUCUGCUCCAUCCGGAAGCGGAGACUCCUUCGAAGCUUUACUCGCGGAAAUGA
Molecule: messenger RNA, 308 nt
Organism: Ctenocephalides felis (cat flea)
Lineage: Eukaryota; Metazoa; Arthropoda; Insecta; Siphonaptera; Pulicidae
Exons: 3
Coding region: 6-308 (100 amino acids)
Biological process (GO): positive regulation of transcription by RNA polymerase II
Cellular component (GO): nucleus
Molecular function (GO): transcription factor binding
Source: RefSeq, a predicted model, not a curated record